Messenger RNA from Bufo gargarizans (Asiatic toad), 2732 nucleotides. RefSeq names its product Bardet-Biedl syndrome 2 (gene BBS2). Gene Ontology annotation, cellular component: motile cilium; membrane; BBSome. NCBI's taxonomy places the organism in Eukaryota, Metazoa, Chordata, Amphibia, Anura, Bufonidae. The record is from RefSeq and is a predicted model, not a curated record. The coding region runs from base 63 to 2231 and encodes 722 amino acids. Gene Ontology annotation, biological process: non-motile cilium assembly. Gene Ontology annotation, molecular function: protein binding. The transcript is spliced from 18 exons.
GUCAGGACGUCAUCAAAGGUCCUUUAGCCCACCACGGUUUAGCCUCUGUCUCCGGAACCAUCAUGCUUGUUCCAAUAUUUACCCUGAAGUUGAAUCACAAAAUCAACCCUCGCAUGGUGACCGUGGGAAAAUAUGAUGGAACGCACCCAUGUUUGACUGCAGCCACGCAAGCUGGAAAGGUCUUUAUACAUAACCCCCAUACUCGUAGCCAACGUUUUUCUUCAAACCGCCUCGUGCAGAGCCUACAAGACUCGGAUAUCUCUCUGCUAAACAUCAACCAAAGUGUCAGCUGUCUGGGGGCUGGGGUCCUGGACCCCCAACUGGGCUGUGACUCGCUGAUCGUGGGAACCCAAACCAACCUCUUGGCCUAUGAUGUGCAUAACAACUCGGACCUGUUUUUUAAAGAGGUUGCGGAUGGAGCCAAUGCAGUCGUCCUUGGAUCCUUGGGAGAUAUCUCUUGCCCCCUUGCAAUUAUUGGUGGAAACUGCGCCUUGCAAGGAUUUGACUGUGGAGGGAACGACAUGUUUUGGACGGUUACGGGGGACAAUGUGCGCUCCCUGGCGUUGUGUGAUUUUGAUGGAGAUGGGAAAAAAGAGCUUCUUGUUGGAUCUGAAGACUUUGAUAUACGAGUGUUCAAAGAAGAUGAGAUUGUUGCUGAAAUGACAGAGACUGAGACGAUCACAGCAAUAUGUCCCAUGUAUUCCAGUCGAUUUGGUUACGCACUGUCUAAUGGCACGGUCGGGGUGUAUGAACGAAUGUCGCGGUACUGGAGGAUAAAGUCUAAAAACCUUGCGAUGAGCAUACACGCCUUCGACCUUAACUCUGAUGGGGUUUGUGAGUUGAUCACAGGGUGGUCCAACGGGAAGGUGGACGCCCGCAGCGACCGCACAGGAGAGGUGAUCUUCAAGGAUAAUUUCUCAUCAUCCAUAGCUGGAGUGGUAGAAGGCGAUUACCGCAUGGAUGGAAAAACCCAACUUAUCUGCUGCUCUAUAGAUGGAGAAGUCAGAGGCUACCUCCCUUCUAGUCAGGAGACUGCCGGGAGUCUCAUGGAUACAAGCGUGGAGCAGGAACUUGUCCGAGAGCUCAGUCAGAAGAAGCAGAACUUAUUGCUGGAACUGAAGAACUAUCAGGAGAAUUCAAAGCAGGCAGAAAUACGGCUUCAAGUCAGCGAGCCUGAUGGGCAGAUGGGAGUGAUUCCAGCCAACACACAGCUACAGACUGCUCUAUCUGUCAACCUGGGCACAGAGACCCAAUCUGCGCAUGUGGAGCUCAGCAUUUCUACAUCAAACGAUACAAUUAUACGUGCAGUACUAAUCUUUGCUGAAGGAAUAUUUGAGGGUGAGAGCCAUGUUGUACACCCUAGUGCCCAACAUCUCACUGGUCGGAUUCGGGUUCCCAUCUGCCCUCCUAAAGAUGUUCCUGUGGAUCUGCACAUAAAAGCUUUUGUGGGUUAUAAAAGCAGUAUCCAGUUCCAUGUCUUUGAACUGACGAGGCAGCUUCCUCGCUUUUCGAUGUAUGUGCUUAGUAACCCCGCCACAGCUCCAGAGCCGUCCAGCCAUGUCACCUUCACGAUCAAUGAGCGGGUCCAGAGGGUGGUUCUUUGGUUGAACCAGAACUUCCUCUUACCAGAAGACACAGAGGUGCAGAGCGCUCCAUUUCAGAUUUGCUUUACCUCACUCCGUGAUUCAGGAACCCUCCUCCUGAACAUGAAGCCCAGUGGAGAGAUCACAUUGCGAACAGAUGACAUUGACCUGGCUGGAGAUAUAAUUCAGUCCAUGGCCACCUUUCUGGCUAUAGAAGACCUCCCCGUAGAAGCCAAUUUCCCCAAAUACUACGAUCAGCUCCGGAAUGUGCUUGUGCAGGUAGAUGACUCUCAUUCCGUCCAUCAGAAACUAACUGCAGACAUGGCAGACCAGUCUAACCUCAUCCGCAGCAUGCUAGUGCAGGCCGAGGAUUCCCGCCUGAUGAGAGACGUGAAGAACAUGAAAAAGCGUUACACAGAACUUUAUGACCUCAACAAAGACCUGAUCAAUCGCUACAAGAUCCGUUGUAACAACCACACAGAACUCCUGAAAAAUCUCAAGUGCGUAAACCAGGCUAUCCAGCGAGCAGGACGAUUACGAGUUGGCAAACCCAAAGCCCAGGUGAUCACAGCGUGCCGGGACGCCAUCCGGAGCAAUAACAUCAAUGCCUUGUUCAGAAUCAUGCGUGUGGGUGCAACCUCAUCCUAAUCGAGGCCUUCAGGAAUCAGACUUGGGAAAAAAAAAGGAUUGUGAGCGGGAGAGGUUUAUUUACGAGCUCUUAAUGCUGACAUCAGAAGUCUGACCGAAGGAUUAGAGGAUUAUUUGGGUGUAACUGUCUCCCUUCAGUCAGUGUGUGUAGACUGGAAAGCGUCAGAGGAUCCUGCAGAAAGGGACGCUCCUUUCCUAAUUGUUUUUUUUUGUUUAAUACAGUAAUAGGCUUUUAUAUUAAAGGAACACGAGCACGCUGUGUUCUACCUGGUGCAGGGCCUAAUGGACAUGAUGUAUGUUUAGUGGUCUUUGAAUCCCUAUCAGGCAUUGGUCUUUCAGGCCCUGCACUAGGCAUAACUCAAUCCGUUUUGCCUGUUUCUGACAUAGACAAUCAUUCAUCAGGGUCAUACAGAGCUUUACACGUGCGGAUAUAUUUAUUUUUUGAAUAUUUAUAGCUUUUUUUUAUAGUCCUAUUGUCCAUUAAAGGUUAGUCUUUGCAGA